Molecule: messenger RNA, 2709 nt
Organism: Diabrotica virgifera virgifera (western corn rootworm)
Lineage: Eukaryota; Metazoa; Arthropoda; Insecta; Coleoptera; Chrysomelidae
Product: myb-like protein D
Exons: 8
Coding region: 76-2670 (864 amino acids)
Source: RefSeq, a predicted model, not a curated record
ACUGGCAUUAACAAAAAAUCAAAAUAUAUUAUGUCGUAAAGAUUUUCUGUGAGCUUCUAAAUAUUUUGUGCAGAAAUGAAGCACGAGCACUUUCUAAGAAGUAAAUCAAAUGCUAAAAAACAUCGCCCUAGAGAAUGUGUUUCAGAAAGUAGCUUUUUAAGUGAUAAUUUUUGCUCCAUUAUUUUGGGAAAACCAGGUAAUAAUUUAAUGAAGAAGAAAAUUCUUGCAGUUGGUGAGGGAGAUUUUCAUAAGAUCUUGAAUAAUAAAAAUUCCAGUUUACAUCAACAGCAAGUUCUACUAUGUGAUGUUGAGCCUGUUACUAACUCAAAAUCCUUUGAAAUAAACGAUAAGAUUUCGCCUACAAAGAACGAUUUACGAGCAGUCAUGGACAAAAAUAAAAUAAUAAAAAGUAAUAUUGAUUCUAAUGAUGUGAAUAAAUCAACUAACUAUAAUCAGAAGAUUUUAAAUAGAAGUUCCAAAAUUAAAAAAGAACGUAAACCUAGAGACUUAGUCGAAGAUAGUGCAAAAUUUCAAAUUGGUAAUAAAAACGAAAACGAUACUUACAAAACUGAUAACAAUAAUAACAAUAAAUAUUCUGAAAACGCUCGUCAAAAAUCUGUAAGAGAUGAAGUAUCGUAUAAAUCACUUAUUAGUGAUUUACACCCUGAGUUGUUAAAAACAAUUUCUGAAACUCAAAAUGGAGAUAAAGGACCCGAUUUGAGUGUUCGAAAUGCACAAACUUCUCAAAUGAUUAGAUUACAUAGUUCAAAAGCUGAAGUAUUCCUUCCAGACCAAAUCAUCCAUUCUAAACAGCAAUUUGGAAAUAAUAAAAUCUUGUCUGAUGCCGAUUUAAAUCAAUAUAGUGGUCAAGAUAAGUCUAAAAAAGAUAGUUAUGAAAGUAACUCCGAAGAAAAAACAGAUAUAGGGAAAGACCGUACCGAAGUUACAUCUACAAGACUAUUUCGAACCCAAUCUCCUAUAAAUGAUUCUUUAAUAAAUACAUAUGAGUCCAUUGCAUAUGAUAUGUCACCGAAAAAUAAUAAUCUCGUAGAUGUUGUAAGCGAAAAGGAGUAUCAAGGACAACAAAUUAAGACGGAUUCCGCUUAUAAGCAAGGCCUAAAUCUUACAGCAGAUUCAAGACCAUGCUAUUGCGAGACACAUUCUCAAACCAGUCGUCCUUCAAUUUUGAAGCCAUCCCAGCAACGGUCUUUAAAUUCGAAAGUUGAUCAAUAUCCAGUAAAGGAAGCGAGCUCAAUGCGCUCCAAGAUAUUUGUAAAUAAACCUUCGCAAACAUCAAAUAGUCAUGUUACCGAAGAUAACCAUCUGACUGGAAAUAACGUGGGCACUCAUAAAAUGCCUUUAGUUGAUACCAGUGUUAAUACUUUAGAAAUCGAAUCAGUUGGUGUUCAAGCCCCUGAGCAAGAUAUUACUGAAAUUUCAAGUACUAAUUCUACUGAAAGUUUAACUUCUGAAGACAUUAUUUGUUACAGACCAAUUCACAAUUUUUGUGGUUGUCAUAAUCGAGAACAAAUCCGAAAAGCAGAACAACGUUUAGAUCAUGAACAUAUUUUAUCUGCAGAAUAUGCGUUACCUGAAAAAAAUAAAAAUGUUCAAAUUCACAAUGUAGCAAAAUUGAACAAUUUAAGAAAUUAUCCUAUUAACACUGUUUGUAACAAAAUAUACCAUUCAAAUAACAAUGCUGACAGAAAACGAUAUAUCUUAUCAUCACAAGAGGAUUAUGUUACGAAAGAAAUGCCAUUUUCCAGAAAUCAGCCAAUCUCAAAAGGGAUUUUUAAAGAGACUCCUGAAAAUGUUAUUUAUUGUGAAAAUCCAAUACAGAAUAAUGGUACAAGAAACAAUAGGUCUAAUAGUUUGGAACAUCGUAAUUUUUACAACAAAAAUAGUUCUUUGUCGCAAAACAAUAGAACUAGGAAUACAAGGAAGAAAUAUAGAUACCAUAAUCCUGUUACUUCCAAUGCAGAAAAUGCAAGGAAUGAUUAUUGUGCAGGUACUUGUAGGUGUUGUGCAAGAAGAGGGGAUAUACCAGUAGUUCCUAUUCCACCACCGCUUGAGUAUGACGUGUCUUGUUCAGAAGAUGACUUAGAACUAAUAAUAGAAGAUCAAAGCGAUCAAUUUUUUGACUCAGACGAUUCAAACAGUCUACCAUCACGAUACAAUGAUCUGCCUUAUCAAAAUAGUGAUCAAUACAUAAAUUUAGUCCAAGAGCUGGAAGAAAAGUUACAAAGUCGAAACAAAUCAAGGGUACAAAGAACUUUACAGGAAUUUGAACGUAGAAGCAGGCUAAAUAAACCUUUAGAAAAACCAGUGAUAAACUAUGAAGAAACUAGUGAAAGUGAAGAACCUUUAAUAAGAGCUAUAUCAGAGUUAGCAAGGAAACGAAACGAGGACCAUAAAAAUUUUCCAUGUAAAGGCAAAGCCUGUUGCACUUGUAUUUUACCAGCAGAAAAACAUGAAAUUGAAGUAAAAUCGAACUAUUCAAAUAAUAAACCAAGAAUCAAGACAAAAUCACACUGGAAACAAGACGGCACAAAUGGAACUUGGUAUCGAACAUCCAAAAACCUUCCAGAGCAUGUAAAUGUUACAGCCAAUUCGGUCAAUAAAUUUAGUCAUAACUGUGGGUGUUCUUGUACUUGUGGAAAAUAUCCGUAGCAGAUUUAUUAAAAUUUAAUACAAUAUGUAUAAAAAGUA